AUGGCGGCCGGGCCGGGGCCGUGGCUGCUGGCCUUGGCCUUGGCCUUGUGGCCCGCAGGGCUCCGCGCACAGCCGAGGCUGCAGGAGGCCGGCGGAGCGCUGCGAGCGGCCGGGGACUCCGUCACCCUCUCCUGCCGUGGCUCCGGAUUCACCUUUGAGAAUCAUUAUGUUCGGUGGUACCGUCAGGCACCCGGAGGCAGAUUGGAAUGGGUGUCCUGGAUAAGCCAUUACUCAUCACAGAUUCAGUUUGGGUCAGCAGUGGAAGGUCGAGCCACGGCUUCCAGGGACAAUUCCCACUCUGUGGCAUCUCUCAGCCUGCACCUCCUCCAUGCCGGGGACUGUGCCCGCUACUUCUGUGCUGUUCCGGAGGAAAUGGGGAUGUGUGUUACUGCUGCUCUUGUCUUUGGGAACGGAACUCAACUGACCGUGGAGCCAAACAUGCCAAGCACUUCUGACCCUCAAGUCAUUGUGAUGACAUCAAAGAAAUCGGGAGAAGGUGGCAGCACUGGGAAAGCCGCUUGUUUGGCAAGGAACUUCCGUACAAAGAACAUCAGCUUGGAGAUGCCCUCUGAGGAGGUCUUAUAUGAACAGAGCACAUCCAUUUUGACAUCAGAGGGGUUGUACAAUGCAAUCAAAGUGGUCAAUGUGACAAAAGACACAGAGCUGACCUGCACGGCCAAAUUCGACAACAGCACGAUAACAUCAGUGCCAGCUACAGAAGAGGAGGCUGAAGAACCAGUACCAGAGCCCAGUGACAGGGUUUGCAACAGCACAGACCCCUCAGCACAAGAUGCUGAAGGGCACAGAGUGAACAUGCUGUCCAUGGCUGUGUUGGCUUUGAGAGUCCUGCUGGCAAAGAGCAUCGCCGUCAAUACCCUCAUGAGUAUCAAGUUGUUUCUUUUCUGAGGUAAGCGAGCACACAGCUACCAAACAGUGCUUCAUAGACCCAAUUGCAUUAAAUGAGGUUUAAUCCCAUGUUUGCUCUUCCAGAGAUGAGGAAUGAAGGCAAGAGGACACCAAAGAAGAGCAGGA
Molecule: messenger RNA, 1032 nt
Organism: Hirundo rustica (Barn swallow)
Lineage: Eukaryota; Metazoa; Chordata; Aves; Passeriformes; Hirundinidae
Product: Ig heavy chain Mem5-like
Exons: 7
Coding region: 1-906 (301 amino acids)
Biological process (GO): positive regulation of B cell activation; innate immune response; B cell receptor signaling pathway
Cellular component (GO): external side of plasma membrane; blood microparticle; immunoglobulin complex, circulating
Molecular function (GO): antigen binding; immunoglobulin receptor binding
Source: RefSeq, a predicted model, not a curated record